GUCGCUGCUGUUCCAUCUGGGCGCUCGGGACCUGGAGGAGCAGACCCCGCAGGAGUGGAAGUCGCGCCCGCUCAAGAUCCACCCGGAGCCAGCGCCGCGGAAGGACCCCAACGCUCGGACCCCGAUGAGCGACGCCGACGCCCCCGAGGGCCUUACGCCGACCAAGCAGCACCGCGACUCCAUAG
Molecule: messenger RNA, 185 nt
Organism: Prorocentrum cordatum
Lineage: Eukaryota; Dinophyceae; Prorocentrales; Prorocentraceae
Source: the annotation of a GenBank genome assembly